CACGCGUCUGCUUUCAGGCGCAGACCACCUCCAAGAGGCAAUCCGAGGCGGCGGGUCCCCCCGAGCUGCGGCCGGCGGGGGCUCAGGGAACGGGCCAGACCUGCUCGCGGCCGCGGGACACGGCUCCCCAGGGCCUCGCUCGGGGCCCUGGCUGCCCUGCGGCCAGGGGCUGGGCCGGGCCGCGCCGCGCCGAGCCGAGCCGGGGCGAUCUCGGCUCGCUGCCUCACCUGUAUCCGCGGUUGGAGGUGCGAGGCGGGAUGCGGUAAACGUUGACAUCGGGCUUCACGCAGAGAACGGACUCGUACUCCAACUCGGCCGCCGCCAUCUCGGCCACGAACCCCGGCGAGAAGCAAGCCGCGGUAGCCUAAUGACCAGCUGUACUGCCCACCGCCAUCUUUGAUGAGGGCAGACACCGCCUGGGGGCGCGGGGGCGGCAGGGCGGGACGCGAAUAACGUCAGAGAAGCGGAGGGAGCCAUCUUGGAUCCUGGCAUCGGGGCCCAGGGGCGGGAGGGCGCCAUCUUGGAGCCGCCUCUGACACAGCAGCGGGGCCUGGCGCCAUCUUGGAACCUGGCAGGUCCCGCGCCGGGGCUGGCGCGGCCAUGUUUGCUUGGGGCGCCGUCCCCAGGGAUGGCCGGGGGAGCGGGAUUGUCUGGGGCGCUACACGGACAUCGACCUGCUUGUGUGGGUUCCCCGGGGGCUGCUCCCCUGCAGCCGUGGGCCAGACUUGGGGCUCUGAGUGAACAUGGACUUUCUGUGGUGCUGGGAUCGGGUGGCUUUUUGGUAAAACGGGAAACCAAGAGAAAACGUGGCGCAAAACACUACAGGUUUUGCUGCUGGAAUUGAUGAAAAUGCCACACAGGAGUGUGGCUUCCCCAAAAAUGUGGCGAAAAUAAGAGUGUAGAUACUAUUUUAUUUAUCGAUUUAGUUAAGACUAGCAGUGAUGCUGACAUCUCAAGGGUCAGAAAAAUUAACAAUUUGCCCAGGAAUUUCCAGGAAACGAGGAGGGGAUUGUGAAGCGGAGUACUGCCAAAUUGUCACAAAAAUACGGAAUAUGUAAAAAUUCUCUUAAGAAAGGAUGUUCUUUGAUGUUUGAUCUUUGUAUACGUUCAAGCCUAAUCAACAAGAAGAGGGAUUUAAUCCGUGAAACCCAGAGCAGCUAACAAGCAACCUCUAAGUGAUGUCCAGGUGCUAGAAAGACAAAUAACUUGUGACUAGAAGUACCUUGUUAGGGCUCGACAUGUUUCAAUAACCUCAGACCUCAGGGGAAGUUAACAAAGCUUGGGGGAGAAGGAUGUACCAAUGACAGUGGACACAACGCAGAAUUUAUGGGCCACAAGGACAUUUGGCAACACUCCCAAGAUAAGGAAGAAACUAAUAAAGACAACUCGGCGACUGUGCUGAAUCAGCAUGCGCAGGAGCCAGUAGGAAUACAUGGCACCCACACUCAAUGCAGAUACAUGUGUAAGAGGCAGCUCAGCCUCCCUCCUUGCGCUGUGCCAGUGUUAAACUGCUUGUCAGACUGCAGAAUUGAGGUGAAGACAUCAAUGAGAGCUGCAGAAUGCCUCAGCUCCUGGGCAAUAGCAGUUCAGAGGAACAGGCUGCUGUAUAUUAUGCAUCGGUAUCAAUUGUCUCCAUUGCUAUCUUCAUCAUCGUUUUCAUCACAGGUAUCCCAGGCAAUGGAUUGGUAAUCUGGGUAGCUGGUCUGAAAAUGAAAAGGUCUGUGAACACUGUGUGGUUCCUAAACCUUGCUGUGGCUGAUAUCAUGUGCUGCUUGUCCUUGCCAUUUUUCAUUGUUCACCUGGCCCUCCAUGAACACUGGCCGUAUGGUUGGUUCCUCUGCAAAGUCAUUCCAUCAGUCAUAAUCUUCACCAUGUUUGCUAGUGUCUUCCUACUCGUGGCCAUCAGCAUCGACCGGUGCCUCCUUGUCAUGAAACCAGUCUGGUGUCAAAACCAUCGAACAGUGAAAUUUAUAUUGCUAAUAUGCAGUGGCAUUUGGAUCCUGGCCUUCAUUUUCUGCUGUCCUGUCUUCUACUACCGUAAGACAAGCACUUACGAUGGCAAAACUGAGUGUGGGUACAGUUUUGGAGACGAUCAGGUGCUAGAUUAUAUAAAUGAGUCUGUAAAUGAGUCAUGGGAAGAAUACUCACCUCUAGCCUACAAUGGUAACGACUUGUUGGGAAAUACCUAUGAAGAUGAUUAUUCUGUACCCCUUGCCUUAGUGGUAAUAAACAUCACUAGGGCUGUCUUUGGCUUUGUGCUCCCCUUUGGCAUAAUGGCAGUUUGCUACGUCCUUAUCGUUUUCAGAACUCGCGCAAAUCAGUUUAGCAAACCGCACAACAGGAUGCUGCGAACAAUUGUGCUCGUGGUAGCUGCGUUCUUCACCUGCUGGGCUCCAUACCAUGUAGUUGGGAUUCUCUCCCUUGUACCUAGUCUUAGAACAGGACUGACGGAAUCACUGAUCCUGUGGGAUCACCUUUCUACAGCACUUGCCUAUGCCAACAGCUGCAUCAACCCCCUGCUCUAUGUUUUUGUGGGACGGGACUUCAGGGCAAAGGUACGUCAAUCAGUGCAAGGAAUCUUGGAAGGUGCCUUUAGUGAUGAACUCACAUGUUCAACCCUUCACAGAAGCCAGACUUCAGCAGAGAAGAAUAUUAGCAGCACAGUGUAAUGCAGGACUUCCUCUCACCAUUGCAGAAAGACCAAGCUAUGGCCCUGCACAUCAAUCACUGUUUAACAGCUGUUUUUGCUCUAACACAUUUCAUUAGCCUGCAACUCCACACCCGUACACUGUAAAGGACACUGUAUGGUUCAGAUCAUGACAAGUAACCCCUUUACAUCCUACUCUAGAGAUGGGAAGUUGGAAGUACCAGGAGUGAGGGAAGACUGGUGAAGCAGAAGAGAGAGAAUUUUAACCCCUAAAAAAGAAAGCAGGGCUGCAGAAUGUGGUGGGAUCAUGUAGCUGAACCUCUGAAUUGAGAUGUUAUUUUAUUUCCACAUGUCUAUGUUCUACAUCUCCUGUCUCUGAUAAACUGCAGAUAAAACUCACUUUGAUGU
Molecule: messenger RNA, 3055 nt
Organism: Pipra filicauda (Wire-tailed manakin)
Lineage: Eukaryota; Metazoa; Chordata; Aves; Passeriformes; Pipridae
Gene: C3AR1
Product: complement C3a receptor 1
Exons: 2
Coding region: 1560-2669 (369 amino acids)
Biological process (GO): inflammatory response; chemotaxis; positive regulation of cytosolic calcium ion concentration
Cellular component (GO): plasma membrane
Molecular function (GO): complement component C5a receptor activity; G protein-coupled receptor activity
Source: RefSeq, a predicted model, not a curated record